GCAGCAUUCACGCUGUAACCAGGAUCAGCUUCGCACCUGGCAGGAGUCUGGGACAGUAAACAAGGAGCAGCCAUGGAGAAGAGUUACGUGUCCAUGUUCUUGCUGCUCAUUGUCAUCUCCUGUGCUCUGGCAAAGGAUGCAAAGAAGGAUACAAAGGACACCACUGCUAAGCCAAAACUGCCCCAGACACUCUCCAGAGGCUGGGGGGACCAGCUCAUCUGGACGCAGACCUAUGAGGAAGCGCUUUUCCGGGCCAAGCACAGCCAGAAACCCCUGAUGAUUAUCCACCACUUGGAAGAUUGCCCACACAGCCAAGCCCUCAAGAAGGUCUUUGCUGAACACAAAGAGAUACAGAAACUGGCUGAAAAAUUCAUUCUCCUGAACCUCGUGUAUGAAACCACAGACAAGAACCUUGCACCUGACGGCCAGUACGUCCCUCGGGUUUUGUUCAUAGAUCCUUCCCUGACUGUGAGAGCAGAUAUUACUGGAAGAUACUCAAACCGUCUCUACGCAUAUGAGCCCUCUGACAUUUCAUUGUUGUAUUCAAAUAUGCAGAAAGCGCUGAAGCUCCUGAAGACUGAACUGUAAGCAGAAGAAGGAAGCCCUUAAACAUUAYGAAGUUUUAUCUUCCAUCUCUUCUCCACACCUUGAUACUGGUGAAGAGAUUAUUUAGUGAUAUUUAGUGAUGUGUAGGGAUGGUUUCUAUACAUAAACAMUACAGUUUUACUUUAGCACUUUUGUACUGGGCAGCAUUUUUAAAAGCUGGAGGCUUUUAUUUCAAGGCGUACAGAAGAAUACUGUAUGAUUCAACUGUAAAAAUGUAAAAAUAAAUCCAUUUCAAGU
Molecule: messenger RNA, 843 nt
Organism: Malurus melanocephalus (red-backed fairy wren)
Lineage: Eukaryota; Metazoa; Chordata; Aves; Passeriformes; Maluridae
Gene: AGR2
Product: anterior gradient 2, protein disulphide isomerase family member
Exons: 8
Coding region: 73-588 (171 amino acids)
Cellular component (GO): endoplasmic reticulum
Molecular function (GO): dystroglycan binding
Source: RefSeq, a predicted model, not a curated record